AUGACCACCUGUACUCAAUAUCAGGCUAAGAAGAGAAAAAGAUCAAAUAGUAAGACAACCAAACCAUAUUGGAAUGAGGAUGCGGCUCAUAUUUCCCAGCAAUGGGGCUUGAAUACGAUUCUACCAACGGCGGCUAAAAAUCUUAGUCAGAAAAUCACAUCUGACUCGUGGUUUAGCGUGGUUAAACAUCCACAGGUGCCGGUUAUCAAUGACUCAUUGAACUUGCCGCUUAGCAGUGGUGUCAAAGAAGAGAAUACCAGGGCUCGCAAAAUUAAGGUCUAUCCGACCAAUUCCCAGAGAGAAACGCUCAAAAAGUGGUUUAGGUGCCAGCGUUACAUAUACAAUAGAGCGCUGAAGCUGCACCGCGAUGGCAUGGCAAUGACCAUAAAAGGUCUACGCCAGACUUUGCUUAACAGAGAUACUAUUAUUCUAGAACCUCAGGAGCAGUGGCUUAACGACUACAGUUACGAUUUGAAAGACGAAGCCCUUUGUGAUUUGGUCAAGAACUACAGUUAUAAUAUGGCAAAGUAUAAGCAGACUGGGAUGCCUUUGAAGUUGAGGUUCAAGUCAAAGAAGACACCGAUUCAAACUCUUUCAGUGUUGGAAAAGCACUGGAACAAGAGAACGAAGUCGUUUUGGAGCGAAGUAUUCUCGCUCUCGAAUUUUCGUGGUACAGAGCCGCUCCCAGAGGAAUUGCCAGGAGAUUCGAGGGUUCAAAGGACAAGGAACAACAAAUUCUACUUGGUAGUUCCACUUGCUGGUGAGGAAAUCGCUAGAAAAAGUCCCGCAGAAAAGUUUAUAUUUAUUGAUCCCAGGGUGAGAACUUUCCUAACAGGAUAUGACUCUAAGCAGACUGUGGUCGAGAUGGGGAAGGACGCGGUUGUACGCAUCGAGAAGCUUAAGCGCCGACGACGGCAAUUCCAGUCAAAACUUGCCAAGCUCAGGAAGCACAAGAAGAGGCAGAACCAUCGGAAAGCCUUACAUAGGCUCGACGAAAAGAUUCAGCAUAUUGUUCGUGAUAUGCAUAAGAAAACAGCCUCUUAUUUGUGUAAAAACUACGAAAACAUCUUUCUCCCCAAAUUGAAUUACCAUCAAUGCACUAGACUGACCCGAAAGACAAGGUCCAGCAUGGCAACCAUUGCUCAUUGUUGUUUUCACGAUCGCUUGACGAUGAAGGCAGAGCAGUUCCAUAGUACUAGUGUUCAUGAAGUUGAGGAGGAUUACACGUCGAAGACUUGUUCUAGUUGUGGCAAUUUAAAAGAUGAUCUAGGAUCUAAUAAAAUCUACAGCUGUUCAAGUUGCUCCUCGGUUUUCGAUAGAGACUUCAACGCAGCAAAGAACAUCAUGCUCAAGUAUAUCUGCGAGCAUUUGAUGGCAAGUGGUGGAUCUUCCAUUACCUCUGCUUCAAGUGGAGGAAAUGGUGGAUUCGCCAUGAUGGGUCCUGGCCCCUUCGUACGUUAG
Torulaspora delbrueckii is the source of this 1461-nucleotide messenger RNA. RefSeq names its product RNA-guided endonuclease InsQ/TnpB family protein. Bases 1 to 1461 code for a protein of 486 amino acids. NCBI's taxonomy places the organism in Eukaryota, Fungi, Ascomycota, Saccharomycetes, Saccharomycetales, Saccharomycetaceae. The record is from RefSeq and is a predicted model, not a curated record. The transcript has a single exon.